Antrostomus carolinensis (chuck-will's-widow) is the source of this 1215-nucleotide messenger RNA. Its product is annotated as protein GPR107. Gene Ontology annotation, cellular component: membrane; Golgi apparatus; clathrin-coated vesicle. Gene Ontology annotation, biological process: clathrin-dependent endocytosis. The record is from RefSeq and is a predicted model, not a curated record. The transcript has 13 exons. Gene Ontology annotation, molecular function: clathrin heavy chain binding. Bases 52 to 1215 code for a protein of 387 amino acids. Lineage: Eukaryota; Metazoa; Chordata; Aves; Caprimulgiformes; Caprimulgidae.
GUGAGGCAGAAAGUGCACCUGAAUACCUUUGGCUUCUUUAAGGGUGGUUUCAUGAAAGUCAGUGUCAGGAACCUUUCGCUGAAGCCACCUGUGGGCUCUGAUGACAAGAGCAGCUUAUCAGUGGGAUUCAGUUUGGAUCGAACAAGGAAUGAUGGGUUCUCCACUUACCUGGAUGAAGAAGUGGAUUACUGUAUCUUAAAAAAGAAACCAGAACAAGAUGUCUCUGUUGUAAUCUUACUUCUGGAUUUCAAAACUGAAGUUGUGAAAGUACGGUUCUCUGCAGAAGCAUCUUCUUUACUACCUAAAAUUUCAUUUGUGUCUGCGGAAAACGUUACUGCCUUAAGUACCAAGCUGCUAAAAACUUCCGAACAGAGCAAUGGUUCUGAUAAAAAUCUUGCAAAGACCAACCAAAAUCCAGACAGCAAAGAUAAGAAGUCCAAACGAAGUACAACAUCCUCCCAGAGCAUAGUAGAACAAGAACAUCCAGUUCACAAUGACAAAGGAACUUUUUCAUUUCAGUUUUUUUUUAACAUCAGCUCUGAUAACCAAGAAGGUCUCUACAGCCUGUAUUUCCAUAAAUGUGUUGGCAGUGAUGGGCCGAUGAAUGAUCAGCGACUGUUUAGUCUUGAUAUAGAAAUUACGGAAAAGAAUCCUGAAAGCUACCUCUCAGCAGGUGAGAUCCCACUGCCAAAACUUUACAUAUCCAUGGCUAUCUUCUUCUUCCUGUCUGGAACUGUGUGGAUCCACAUACUACGUAAACGCAGAAAUGAUGUUUUUAAGAUUCACUGGCUAAUGGCAGCCCUCCCUUUCACAAAAUCUCUGUCCUUAGUCUUCCAUGCGAUCGACUAUUACUACAUUUCUUCUCAGGGAUUUCCUAUUGAAGGCUGGGCUGUUGUUUAUUACAUCACUCACCUACUGAAGGGUGCUCUUCUGUUCAUCACUAUCGCCCUUAUUGGUACAGGCUGGGCUUUUAUUAAACACAUCCUGUCAGAUAAAGACAAAAAAAUUUUCAUGAUUGUCAUCCCACUUCAGGUACUGGCAAAUGUGGCAUACAUUAUCAUAGAGUCAACAGAAGAAGGGACAACUGAAUAUGGACUGUGGAAAGAAAUCCUCUUCCUGGUAGACUUGCUAUGUUGUGGAGCCAUCCUAUUUCCAGUGGUAUGGUCAAUAAGACAUUUACAGGAGGCUUCAGCAACAGAUGGGAAAGGCAAGUAA